Molecule: messenger RNA, 7338 nt
Organism: Parasteatoda tepidariorum (common house spider)
Lineage: Eukaryota; Metazoa; Arthropoda; Arachnida; Araneae; Theridiidae
Product: putative leucine-rich repeat-containing protein DDB_G0290503
Source: RefSeq, a predicted model, not a curated record
AAUUACAAGCUAAAGCAGUCAAAAUAAAUACAUUAGCGGAAUGAAAAAAUGUGUUUUAAGUAUAAAGAACCGUCACAUCAAAUAAAAAGUUAUAUGCGACACCUGAAAAAGUGAUAAAUUAGUUUCUAAACUCAAAUUGUAUGCUUUCAUAAGUCUAUAAAAUGUCCAAAUCAGAUGACGAUCUUAAAAAUGAAGAAUCAAAAGAAGAGUAUGGUGUGGUUGAAUCUGAUUCGUCCGAAUAUAGCUGUACUGGAAUUUUUAGUGUGCCGUCAAUUGACGAUCUAUUAUCAACAAUUGACCGAUCAAUUAUUCCCGAAGAGGGUAGUCUUUCUAGGAGUGACUUUAGGUCAGCUUCAAUUUCUUCAACGCAACAGUCAAGCGAUACUAUACCAAAGGAACCGAAUCUUUCGGAAUUUGCUGAUGUAGAAAUCCUGGAAAAAAGCGAAUCUUCGAAAUUCGACAAUCCUAAUUUCCCAGAGCAUAUUUCACCAUCAAAUUUUGAUCCUUCUGAGGACCAUUUAGAAGCAGAUUUUGGUUUUAUUAAUAUGAAAAACAAUAAAUUUGCAUCUUCGAAUAAGAGUAGAAGUAUUUCAUCUCACUCAAACUUUUCUGAAUGUAAGGUAUCCUCUGAUUCUCAAACUGACGUGUUAUCAAUCCUUAUUGACGAAACUGAUGAAAACCUUACAAUAAAUAAUUCCAUUAUAUCAAAUCAAGAUAUCUUGUCUUUGGUUAAACCUUUCAAGAUAGUUUUGAAUAGGCUUACAAAGGAAGAAUUAACAAUUUAUGGAAGUGUAAGCAAACAGAAUGAUGUAGUUUGUACAUUGGAAACAUCUUUAUUUCCAUAUGACACUGAUGAUAGUGAUGUAAUUUCAAAAAGUGAUAAUGUAAGAACUAAUAAAAAGAAAAAAAUAAGUCUCACUGAUUCAUCAGAAGAAGGUGAAAAUAGAUUGGAGACUUCAACAAAAAAAUUACAUAAGUCCACUUUUAAAAAAGUUCUUAAAAGUGGAAUGGCAACAAAUGAACUUUCCUCUUUAGGAAUUAAACAAAAGAAAAAUAAACAUAAAGAUCUACCAUCUGCCAAACAAAAGAAAUAUUCUCAAAAGAGGGGUAGACCUAAAAAAUUAACCUCUUUUGAGCCAGAUGAAUUAUCUGAAACUGAAAAAGAAACUGCUGUUGAUAAUUUACAGUAUAAAAAUUUUUUGCAUGUAGCUGAAGAUAGUGAUAAUACAAGUGAUGAUGAUGUCAGUAUGAGACUAUCUGUUGAAAAGAUAAAUCGCAGAAAAUUAUCCUCAACUGGAGAAGAUGUUGAUGAAAAUGAAGAAAAGAAUUCUACAAAAAAUAUUACUAGCAAAUUAACUUCUAAUAAAUCAAUAAAAAAUCAAACUGCAACAAGUGAAAAUUUAGAAAAAGCUAGAAAAGAUCAGCUUAAAAAAUUAUUUUUUUCCGAACACGAGACACGUGCUGAAACUAAAAAAAAAACAGUUUUUAAGACUUAUAGGUCCAGAAAACUUUCAUUUAAUUCUGGAACUGAUGAUAGUGAUAUAAAUUCAAGUGCUAGUGACAUUGAAGAGGAAUUACCUGAUGAAGUUAAAAAACUCACAGAAGGUAUAGAAUUAAAAAAUAUAGAAUUGCCAAUAAAUAAAAAAGUUAUGAAGACAAAGUCAAAAUUUGUGAAGUCUUAUGCACUUACUGCAUCGAAGUUAGUGUUUACAAGAAAUCCAUUACCAAAUUUUAAUUAUAAGGAAAAUGUUUCUGAAAAUGAGACAUCUGCAAAUGAUCUUUGUUCUACAAUUAAACCAUGCAGAGUUGUCUUGUAUAAACUAUCUGAGGAGGAAAUAAAUUUUUCGAAGCUUAAUAACUCAUCCAAUGAGGUUCACAAAACAAAAACAUUACUAUGCGCCAAAGGGGGGAGCAAGUCAAAUGUUGAAGCAUCAAAUGGAUUUUCAUACUCAUCUGAAAAACCAAUUUUUAAAAGUCUAAAAAAUAGAAAAUUAUCUGCAUCAACAGAGUCUAGCAGAAAGAGUUGUGAAUCAACUGACAGUAGCCUACCUAGUAUUCCGAUUCUUGAUAAAUUAUUUUCUAAAAAUAGGAGGUAUGGAAAGUUAAAAUCAUCUGUAAAACAAUCUCAACAAAAGUCUUCAUCAAUGGCUUUCUUUAAAGCCUCACCAGACAAAAAUGGAAACGAAGAUGGCUUAUGUAUUCCGCUUACAUCUGAUGUAGAUAUAUCUGAGGAAUCAGAAAAUGAAAGUAAAAAAGCUAAAUUAUUGAAGAAAAAAUCUCAUCAAAAGUCAUCAUCUAAAAUGGCCACCCAAGACAAAGAUGAAAAUGCAAAAAGCUUGUAUACUCAGGAUGCAUCAGAUAUAGAUUCAUCUGAAGAAUCGGAAUAUGAAAGUAAAAAACCAGAGUCUUUGAAGAAAAAAUUGCAUCAAAAGUCAUCAUCUAAAAAGAGCACAGCAGAGAAAAAUACAAGUGCUAAAAGCUUUGAUACUUCACAUACAUCUAAUGGAGAGAUAUCUGAGGAAUCGGAACAUGAAGAUAAAAAACCUGAUUCAUUCAAGAAGAAAUUGCAUCAAAAGUCAUCACUCAAAAAAGCUGCACAAGAUAAAGAUGUAAGUAAAAACUUAGAUACUCUGUAUACAUCUGAUGUAGAUAUAUCUGAGGAAUUCGAACUUGAAAGUAAAAAAUUUGAAUCAUCCAAGAAAAAAUCACACCAAAAGUCAUCAUCUAAAAUGGCCUCAGAAAACAAAGAUGCAAAUGCAAAAAGCUUGUAUACUAAAACUGCAUCUGAUGUAGAUUCAUCUGAACAUGAAAGUAAAAAACUUGAGUGUUCCAAGAAAAAUUUGCAUCAAAAGUCAUCAUCUAAAAUGAUCACACAAAAGAAAUUUACAAGAACAAAAAGCUUAAAUUCUCCACAAGCAUCUGAUGUAGAUAUAUUUGAGGAAUCGGAACAUGAAGGUAAAAAACCUAAAUCAUCCAAGAAAAAAUCUCAUCAAAAGUCAUUAUUCAAAAACGCUGCAGAGGAUGAAAAUUCAAGUGCUAAAAGCUUAGAUAGUCUGCACGCAUCUGAUAUAGAUUCAUCUGAAGAAUCGGAAUAUGAAAGUAAAAAGCCAUUGUCUUUCGAAAAAAAAUCACAUAGGAAGACAUCGCUCAAAAAAGCUGCAGAAGAUAAAAAUUCAAGUACAGAAAGCUUUAAUACUCCUCAUACAUUUGAUGUAGAUAUAUCUGAGGAAUCACAAUAUGAAGAUAAAAAAUCUGAAUCAUUCAAGAAAAAAUCGCAUCAAACUACAUCACUCAACAAAGUUGCAGAAGAUGACAAUUCAAGUACAAAAAGCUUUAAUACUCCACAUACAUCUGAUGUAGAUAUAUCUGAGGAAUCGGAACAUGAAGAUAAAAAAUCUGAAUCAUUCAAGAAAAAAUCACAUCAAAAGACAUCGCUCAGAAAAGCUGCAGAAGAUGACAAUUCCAGUACAAAAAGCUUUCAUACUCCACAUACAUCUGAUGUAGAUAUAUCUGAGGAAUCGGAACACAAAGGUAAAAAACUUGAAUCAUCCAAGAAGAAAUUGCAUAUAAUAUCAUCAACCAAAAAUGUGUCACAAGACAAAGAUAUGAGUGAAGAAGGCUUACUCACAGAUCUUACAUCUGAUGUUGAUAUAUUUGAGGAGUCAGAAAAUGAAAUUAUAAAAUCUGGAAAAAAUCUUGUAUCAUUAAUGAAACCAUGCAAAGUCAUUUUAAAUAAAAUAAAUGUUUCAGAAUAUUUCAUUGUUAAAGAACCCUCUGAGAAACAGAAUGUUUUAAAUAACAAAAGAAUUAUUUCCUCAUCUGAUGAGGAAAGCGAUGCUUUAGAGUCUUUAUCAACUUCUAAUCUAAUUAAAACAAAUAAAAGAGCACGGUUGGUGACGUCCAGCAAUGUUACAGGCAUUCAUAGGAUGCGUGGAAAAAUAAAUAAAAAAAUUCUAUUAUCAGGUAGGGAUGAUAGAAUUACCGUAAAGAAUGCAUCAACUUCUAAAAAUCAGGAAAUUGAUAAUUCAAAAACACUAUCUUAUUUUGUAAAUUGUAUUGAAAAAGUUUAUAAAACACAUAAAAAGAGAAAUAAGGGAAUUGUUUCAUCUGAUGAUGAUGAAAUCAUAUCAGUUAAGUCUACAUCAAAUCUAGAAAAAACAAAUGCUAAAAUUGUAUUAGCGAGACAGUCAUCUCCUUCCUCUAUAAACAGUGUCAAUGAAAUAUCUGAAAAAAGAGGUAAGGAAAUGAGUCUAUCAUUAUCUGAUGAUAGCGUUUCAUUUAAAAACAAAUUAACUUUUAAACAGUCGAAAACAAAUAUUGGAGAUACAAGAGUAAGGCUAAAAUCUUCUUCAUACAUUAAUAAUUCUAAAAAAAUUCAUAAAACAUCUAGAAAAAGAAAAAAUAUUUCAUCAUCUGAAGAGGAAAACAUUAACCUUCAACCUACAUCAACUAAAUCAUCAUCCGAUAGAAAUCAUAGAAGAUCCUCAUCGUGUUCUUCUGUAGAUAUUUCAUCAUCAAUUGAAAAAGCAGUGAAUAAGAAUUCUGUUCAUCCAUUGCAGAAGAAAAGAAGGUUUGUUCCAAAAGAAAAAGUUGGUGAAAAGUUCAGUUCUAACUUGAAGCAUAAAAGGUUGUCCCUUACUCAGAUUUGUGAUACAAAUAAAGAUUCAGACAAGGAUUACCAAUCUGAUAUUGAUGAACUUGUAGAGACCGGCCAUAAGAAAAGGAGACACGUGAACACUAAAACUAUUAGCAGAUCUUCAUCUUCCUCUUCUAAGUUGAAGCAUAAAAGGUUGUCUCUGAAUAGUGAAACUAAGAUUUGUGAUACAAAUAAAGAUUCAGACAAGGAUUGCCAAUCUGAUAUUGAUGAACUUGUAGAUACCGGCCAUAAGAAAAAGAGACAUGUGAACACUAAAACUAUUAGUAGAUCUUCAUCAUCAUCUUCUUUAAGUUCUUCAGCAUCUAUUAAAACUGUUCCAAGUCGGUCUGAUGAACAAUCUAUGACUGACAAAGGUUUUUCCACAUCUAAGCUGAAAACUGAGAAAACAUUUGUUUCUAAUUUAAAACGCAAAAGAUCUGUAAGCAAUGGCUGUCUUAAUUCCAAUCUAAAUGAAGAUUCUGGUGCUGAUCUUAAAUUCAAGGGUAAAAACCAGAGAAGACCAUCUUCAGUAUCUUCUGAAAAUUCUUUUAUGUCUGUUGAAACAGCUUCUUCAAAAAAAUUGACUGUUGGUUGCACUUCUUCCAUAUCAUCGUCAGAUGGAAUUUCUCAUGAAGAAUUUGAGAGUGAUUUUCUUGGUAAACUGAAAAAGGAUAAGGCGUCUAAGCUUAAAAGAACUAUGUCCUCUGAAACAAAGAAUAGAAAAUCUUGUAUACCUUCACAUUUCAAAGCUAAAAAUUUCAAGAUGAAGAUCACAAGGGAUAAUGAGUUGCUGUCAUUAAUCACUCCGUGCCAGGUUAUUUUGCACCGACUGCCUGAUAAUAUUUGCUUUGAAAACUGGACAAGAAAGGAUUCAGACUUUUUAAGACAAAUUAAUGCUCUUGAAAAAAGCUUAUCAGUUGGGGAAAAUUAUGAUAGCUGUAAUGAUCUAAAUUUCUUUGAAAAAACAUCAUUAGUUUGUGCUGAACCUGAAUUGUUAAGGAAUAAAAAUGCAAAUUCUGAUACAAGACUUUCAGCUACAAUUGAACUAUCUAAAGCAACCCUGAGUGAUUCUUCUUCAGACAGUGAACAAUCCUAUGAGGAAAGCCGGUAUUAUAAAGAGUUUGAAAAGGAGAAAAUAUUUGAACAAGCUGAUCUGGCUUUAGGAAAGCAGAACAAUCAAGAAGAAAAUUCUAUCACUUCGGAAAGUGAAAUUCUUUGUGACAAGAAUAUAGAGCAAUCCUAUAAGGAGCUCAAAAAUUUCGAAACUUCAGAAAUGAAUAAAAAGAAUAGUGAUCUAACUGAUGCAACUUGUGAAAAUCAAGCAGAUAACUCUAUCAUCUCAGGAAAAGGUGGAACUCAGUAUGAUCAAGAUGCAGAAACUGAUAAAAAUCGGGAAAGUCAUGAAAUAGAUGUUAAUAACGCAAAAGGAGUAAUUCAGUGUUGUGAAGUAAACAAAAAUAAAGAAAUAGAAAAUGAACCAACUGGUUUAGGAAACUAUGAGAUCCAAUGUAAUGUAAAUGAUAAAAAAGGUAAUAAGGGACUAAAUAAUUUAGCAAAUUUGGAGAUUUGUAGUUGUGAAACCAACCAAAAAGAAGAAAAUAAUAGAAGUGAUGACAGAUUAACAAAUAAAAAAAGUUAUGACGAGCUAACAAAUUUAGCAAAAGAAGAUAUUGCAUGCAGCAAUGCAAACGGAGAUGUUGAAGGUGAUAUUGAGCUAACAAAAAAUUUAGCAAAAGAGGUUAAUGAAUGUGUCAAAGCAGACAGAAAUGAAGAAAGUGAUAAUGAGCUAACAAAUUUAGCAAAAGAGGUUAAUGAAUGUAGCAAAGCAGACAGAAAUGAAGAAAGUGAUAACGAACUUUCAAUAUUAGCAAAAGAGGAUAUUGAAUGUAGCAAAGAAGACAGAAAUGAAGAAAGUGAUAAUGAGCUAAUAAAUGAGGAUACUGAAUGUAGCAAAGUGGACAGAAAUAAAGGAAGUCAUAAUGAGCUUUCAAAAUUAGCAGAAGAGGAUAUUGAAUGUAACAAGGCAAACAGAAUUGUUGAAAGUGAUAUUGAGCUAACAAAUUUAGCAAAAGAGGAUAUUGAAUGUAGCAAAGUGGACAGAAAUGAAGAAAGUGAUGAUAAAAAUGAUAGUGAGCUAACAAAUCUUAACUGUGUUAAAAUGUCCCAGGCUAGUGAAAACCUUGUUUCUUGUGAAAAAAAAGAACUUCAGAGUGUGAAAACUAAUAUAAAUGAUGAAAAUAGUCGAGAAACUUCUUAUAAACUUAAGCAUUCAAGUUGUGAAACAAAUUAUGAACAGAAUGAUAGUUUUAUAGGUUCAAAUAUAGAGACUCAAUCUAGUGUACCAGAUAAAAACUGUCAGACUGACAAGGAAAUGACAACUAUUAGCUGUGAUAGAAAAUGUGAUAGUAAAAAUAGUCAAGUAAAUCUUGAUAAACUUAAAAAUUUAAAUUCUAAAAUCCAGGAGGGACCAGACAGUAGUUUGAUAGCUGUUGCCAAAAAAGGGGUAAAAAAGAAACAAAAGAAAAAUAAAUUUACAUCUUUAGAAAGGCAACUUAUGGCCUAUGCAAAUCUUCAGAAGUGAUAAUUGAUGUUUUAGUCAUUUAAUAAUUUCAUUAAUUUAUGAUUUGUAUUAUGUUUGCUUAGAAAUAAUGUGCCUCAGAAUUAAAAAUCUGAAAAAGAUAUGAUUCUUUUACUACAAAUAA